AUGAGUGACGAAUCUAACGAGGUGCCGGCCACCGGCUCGCCUGAACACUAUGCCAUCGGUAUCGCCUUCGGAAAUUCCUACAGUUCAAUAGCACAUAUCUCAGGAGAAGGGAAAGUUGAGGUCAUCGCCAACGAGGAAGGUGACCGCCAAAUCCCUUCCGUCUUGUCCUACAUCGAGGGAGAGGAAUACCAUGGAACACAAGCAAAAGCACAGUUGGUCCGCAACAGCAAAAACACCGUCGCAUACUUCCGAGAUUUCAUUGGCAAGGACUACAAGUCGAUAGACCCUACUCCGUGCCACGCCUCAGCACAUCCUAUUGAGGUCGAUGGUCAAAUCUGUUUCUCAAUCCGGGACACAGACAGUGAGACCGAGAACAAAGUUUCAGUCCAGGAGAUCACUGCCCGACACCUGCGACGGCUGAAGAACUCGGCAUCCGACUUUGUCGGCAAACCAGUGACGGCGGCUGUUGUUGCCAUUCCUACAGACACCAGUGACGAACAGAAAGCGGCCUUGACCAAAGCUGCCGCCAGCAUCGAGCUUGAGAUUCUACAGUUUAUGCCCGAACCCAUUGCUGCCCUCCUUGCGUACGACUCGCGGGUUCCCGACUCGGGGGCAGACAAGAAUGUGUUGGUUGCAGACUUUGGUGGACACAGGUCCGACGUCGCGGUGAUUGCUUCAAGAGGAGGAAUGUACAGCAUCCUGGCCACGGCCCACGAUUACGAGCUUGGUGGUGCUCAGCUCGACCAGAUUCUCAUCGACCACUUCGCCAAAGAAUUCGAGAAGAAGAACAAGACGGACCCGCGCAAGAACGAGCGAAGUCUGGCCAAGCUGAGGCUCGAGGCCGAAGCGGUGAAGAAGGCACUCAGCCAAAGUACCAGCGCGACCUUCAGUGUGGAAAGUCUUGCGGACGGAGUGGACUUCCGGUCGACGAUCAACAGGAGUCGAUAUGAGAUUCUCGCACUCAAGACAUUCGGCCGCUUCACCAGGCUCGUCGAGGAGGUCAUCAAAAAGGCCGACCUUGACGUCCUGGACAUCGACGAGAUCAUUCUGUCCGGGGGUGCCUCGCAUACACCCAAGAUUGCCAAGAACAUUGAAGCCAUCUUCCCCGAGUCGACUCGGGUGUUGGCUCCGGCCACCGUCACGACAGCUUUGAGCCCGUCCGAGCUUUCCGCGCGCGGUGCGGCCCUGCAAGCGUCUCUGAUCCAAGAAUUCGACAAGGAGGACAUCGACCAGUCGACACACGAAAUGGUCACAGUCACACCACACCUGACUGCCGCGGUGGGCUAUCAAGUGUCCGACCAACCUGCGGAUUCGUUCAAGGUGCUCAUCCCAGCCGAGACUGCCUUGCCUGCACGGAGAAGCAAGGUGAUUGAUGGACUCGAGGGCGAUGUAUUGAUCCGGAUAUGUGAAGGUGAGCGCGAGAUCAAGGUCACCCAGUCGGAAACCAUGCCUAAGACGAACGGGACCAAAGAUGGGGAUGAGGACGCUGAAGACGAUGAUGACUCGGACGUCGACGAAGACGAUGAACCGGAAGAGAUCCGCGAAAAGAUCUGGAAGCCCAAGCAGGCGCUGGCCGAGUUUGUGUUCAAGGGCUUGCCCAAGAAAUCCAAGGUUGAAAUCAUGGUCAAUGUCGAUGCUGACUCGUCUGUGUCUUUCACGGCCCGACACGUUGGUGGCAAGGGGGGAGUUCGGGGCGAGAUCAAGGCUGCCGAGGUCGCGCAGAACGGGAGUGCAUGA
Messenger RNA from Capronia coronata CBS 617.96, 1737 nucleotides. RefSeq lists its product as uncharacterized. Gene Ontology annotation, cellular component: nucleus; cytosol. The transcript has a single exon. The record is from RefSeq and is a predicted model, not a curated record. Gene Ontology annotation, biological process: protein folding. Gene Ontology annotation, molecular function: ATP binding; ATP-dependent protein folding chaperone. NCBI's taxonomy places the organism in Eukaryota, Fungi, Ascomycota, Eurotiomycetes, Chaetothyriales, Herpotrichiellaceae. Bases 1 to 1737 code for a protein of 578 amino acids.